AUAAGUGCGUAGGGCAUAUGGGUGGGUUUGAGAGGUUGGAUUUACGGACGUUUAUCAUUCUCCCCAAAGCAGCAUACGAGGAGACGUGAACGGACGAUCCAGGCUAGAAGUCGCAACUAAACCCUCAAGCAUCCAGUGAGUUGCCAAUUUGAGGGAACCUCCUAGCCAAGAGGAUCAUGGGAGGAGCCGUGGUUGAUGAUGAGCCUAGUGAUGUGAAAGCGCCAGAUGGAGGAUGGGGCUGGGCUGUGCUAGUUGGAGGAUUCGUCAUAACUGGGUUCUCCUACGCCUUCCCCAAGGCUGUCAGUGUGUUCUUCAAGGAGCUGAUCAAGGAGUUUGGAGUGGGAUACAGCGACUGUGCAUGGAUUUCUUCUUUACUGCUGGCAAUGCUCUAUGGCACAGGUCCACUUUGCAGCGUGCUGGUGAAUAGGUUUGGGUGUCGGCCUGUGAUGAUGGUGGGAGGGCUGUUUGCCUCCUUGGGAAUGAUCCUUGCAUCCUUGUCCACCAGUAUCAUACACAUCUACCUCUGUACUGGAGUUAUAACAGGUCUGGGCCUGGCGCUAAACUUCCAGCCAUCUUUGAUCAUGCUCAACCGUUACUUCAGUGAGAAGAGGCCCCUGGCUAAUGGACUCGCUGCUGCUGGGAGCCCUGUUGCCCUCUGCUGCCUUUCUCCUCUAGGACAGGUGCUGCAGUCAAACUUCGGUUGGCGAGGCGGUUUCCUGAUCAUGGGGGGCCUGCUUCUCAACUGCUGUGCCUGUGGGGCCCUUAUGAGGCCCCUGGUGGGCCCCAAGAAGCCCCAGAAACAGGAAUUGCAGUCUGCUGAAGUGGUGGAAAAAAAGCCAGUACCUAAGAAAAAGCUCCUGGACUUCAGUGUAUUUAAAGACCGAGGUUUCCUAGUCUAUACCAUAGCUGCGUCCAUCAUGGUACUGGGUCUGUUUGUACCGCCUGUGUUUGUGGUGAGCUAUGCCAAGGAGUUGGGAAAUGAAGAUACCAAAUCUUCCCUUCUCCUCACCAUCCUGGGGUUCGUUGACAUCUUUGCCCGGCCCACGUGCGGGCUGAUCGCGGGGUUGAAGUGGGUCCGGCCCAGAUGUGUGUAUUUGUUCAGCUUUGCCAUACUAUUUAAUGGCAUCACUGACCUUGUGAGCUCACAGGCGACCGACUACCCCGGUCUGGUUGUGUUCUGUAUUUUCUUCGGGCUUUCAUACGGGAUGGUGGGGGCGCUGCAGUUUGAGGUCCUCAUGGCCAUCGUGGGCACCAAGAAGUUCUCCAGUGCUUUAGGACUGGUGCUGCUCAUGGAGGCAGUCGCUGUGUUGGUGGGACCCCCUGGAGCAGGUCGCCUGCUGGAUGCCACCCAUAACUACAUGUAUGUGUUCCUACUGGCCGGCUGCGAAGUCACUUUGGCCUCCAUCGUUAUCUGCAUGGGCAACUUUCUGUGCAUCAAGAUGAAGCUAGAUGAGCAUGAGGUCCACCUGGAGAAUGGAGCCCCUGCAGUAGUUGAGGAAAACAGCCUGCAGGUGGCGGAGGCUGGAGAGGGGGGGAGAGAGAGCAGCCUGAGGAGGUGAGAAUUGUCUCUGAAGACUCACGACAUGAAGCCGAGAUUAACUGAGGGGUUGGAAGUCCCUAGACGACUCUGAUGGAAGGAAAGAGAGAUGGGACAUUUUUAAUAGUUCAGAGAUACCAAUGAGCUUUACUAAUGGGGUCCGCCAUGAGUGUAACGACCUGGCUGUCUGAGGGAUAGGGGGAGAUGGAUUCUGGUGUGCUGUAUGUGUGUUUGGUGUUGUUGUCGUAUCCUAAAUGCACUGAGCAGUAGGCACAGUUUCCGAUGUUUUCCAGAAGUCCACACACACACACACAGACUUGCAUACACUCAAGCUAACACAGAACUGUGAAUUACACAAUGCUUGUCACUGGCUGACUCAGCAGUUGUUGAUUCAGAGAAGAGUGACGAACAAAUUUAUUGACCGUAUAUUUCAACUGUGAAAGUAUUUCUAAAUGAAGACUCACUCCAGUGAUGAGACCGUAUUAAGUUCUCCUUUACUAGUAUUCUGAAUAGCUGACUUCCUGGGUUAGGCUUCUACCACUUAGACUACCAUGGGGGGGACUACCAGUUAGACUACUUGCCAAUUUGUUAUGAGAGCAUCUUCCUUUGUUAAAAAAUUUCACUAAUUCUUCCUAAAGAGAUUAAUAUAUAUAGCUAGUACUUGUAUAUUGGUUCCCAUUGAAAGAUCAAACCAAUUACUAUACUCUAACAACUGCGCCACACAUUGUAUUUGGCUUGGAAAUGGGGAGUCUCCUGUAUGAUUCCUAACACACACACACACACACACACACACUAAUUUCCGAAGUCUUUUACACCAUGCACUACUAGGAUAAAGAUAUCGAUUGCUUCUUGUGCCUUUUUAAUAUUUUAAGACCUUUCAAUGUUUGUCUUCCAAAAGGACUGUUUGCAUAAUGGAGAAUUUGCUUAAUUUUGAGCGCAUUCAAAACAUUUAAUGCUGUGUUUGUUUCAAAUACCAAGUGUUUAUGUUCUGACUACUGAUUAAGAAAUAUUCUGUUUUAAAGAUCUGUUAAUAUUUUUGCUAAUCUACAGAUAGGGACUAUACAAAUACUUGGGAGUACGCAAAUCUUGCAUUUGGGAUGUUUCCUACAUGAACCAAACCCUGCACCACUGUCUAUCUCUACAUCUGAACAUGGAGACCACUUUACUGGUGGUCUCAAUGUACACACCAGUGUAAUGUAUGUAAUACGUAGGAAUACCUAUUUCUAGUGCCUUAAACCUGAGACAUUGGCAUUAGAGUAUUCUAUGAAAUAAACCUAUGGGGUAUAGAAAUGACUGCUGCAGUCUCUCCAAUGCUGCAGUCACUCUUACAAUACUAAUGUCACAACUUUUCCAUUAAUCCCAGCCAGACACUUGAACUGUGUAGUCACUAUUAUUACAUCCAGUCCAGUGUGUGUUGGUGUUCAGUAUCUGUAUUUAUGCAUAUUUUGUCUGUGUGCAAUAUUUUCUUUUUUUUGGAGGGGGGUGGUUAAUGAAUUCUGUCGCUGUGCUCAAAGCUGCUACCAUAUAUGUUGUCUGUGAGCACUCUGCUGUGUACUUGCUGAAUGUACAAGUUAUGUGUGGAUUGAUUCAAUGCCUAUUUCUUCACUACAGGCAUUUUGUUGUCAUGUUACUGUGUAGAAAGUUUAGAAGGGUUAUUUUAAAGCUUAAUAAAGACUUUUUAGAUGCUCCUCGCAUCUGACACCAA
Esox lucius (northern pike) is the source of this 3242-nucleotide messenger RNA. It is a transcript of the gene slc16a3b, whose product is annotated as solute carrier family 16 member 3. Gene Ontology annotation, molecular function: monocarboxylic acid transmembrane transporter activity. Gene Ontology annotation, cellular component: membrane. NCBI's taxonomy places the organism in Eukaryota, Metazoa, Chordata, Actinopteri, Esociformes, Esocidae. Bases 177 to 1559 code for a protein of 460 amino acids. Gene Ontology annotation, biological process: transmembrane transport; monocarboxylic acid transport. The record is from RefSeq and is a predicted model, not a curated record. The transcript has 7 exons.